Messenger RNA from Amborella trichopoda, 3599 nucleotides. RefSeq names its product Signal transduction histidine kinase, hybrid-type, ethylene sensor (gene ETR1). Gene Ontology annotation, biological process: phosphorylation; phosphorelay signal transduction system; response to ethylene. Gene Ontology annotation, cellular component: endoplasmic reticulum membrane; endoplasmic reticulum. Gene Ontology annotation, molecular function: ethylene binding; phosphorelay sensor kinase activity; protein binding. The record is from RefSeq and is a predicted model, not a curated record. NCBI's taxonomy places the organism in Eukaryota, Viridiplantae, Streptophyta, Magnoliopsida, Amborellales, Amborellaceae.
AACUUUAUCUGACUCUCUCUCUCUCUCUACAGUAGAGUAUCUCUCUCUACACUACGAAAUAAGUGAGAGAUCUCUUGGUCUCUGAUGAGGAACUUUCUCUCUAAACACGAGUCUCUCUCUAGAUUUACACUAUAAAAUAAGGGGGAGUUUCUCGCUCCCAGGUUCAGUGGCCCACUCUCUCCCUGUGUCGGAAAUCAAGGGAGUCCUUUCUCUCUCUAGGAGUCCUUUCUCUCUCUAAGGACUAAACGCAAAGCUCGCCAGGUACUUCCCCCCAAAAUCCACUGUGAAUUCCCUCUCUCUCUCGACCCUCGCCAGGUACUUCCCCCCAAAAUCCACUGUGAAUUCUCUCUCUCUCUCUCUCUCUCUCUCGACCCUCGCCAGGUACUUCCCCCAAUAUCCACUGAAUUCGCCAUAUUCUCUCCCUCUCGCUCGAUCGAGUGCCCUAAAUCACCUCUCUCUCUCUCUCUCUCUCCCUGAAUCAUCUCCCUCUCUCCCCCAAAUCAUCUCUCUCUCUCUCUCUCUCUCUUUCGAUCUCUGCUCGGCGCCCUGGAUCACCUCUCACUCUCUCUCUAACUAUCUCAGUUAACUCCCAAUGUUAAGGGAAAUACUCUCUCUCUCUCUCUCUCUGCGCGGCGAAGUGUGUUGCUCUUUGUGAAGCUUGUUAGGGUUUGAUAAAGCUGAUCAGAGACACCAUAUCCAUUGAUUUCAAGGUUGGGACUAUUUACUACUUCAUCAGAGGAAUGUAAAGGUUCCUCUGUUAGGCAGUUGCAAUAUGAUGGAGAGUUGCAACUGCAUUGAGCCGCAAUGGCCAGCGGAUGAGCUCUUAAUGAAAUAUCAGUACAUUUCGGAUUUCUUCAUUGCCCUUGCUUACUUCUCUAUCCCCCUGGAACUGAUUUACUUCGUCAAGAAAUCUGCAGUCUUUCCAUAUAGAUGGGUACUUGUGCAGUUUGGUGCAUUUAUUGUUCUCUGUGGAGCAACUCACCUUAUAAACCUAUGGACUUUUACCAUGCACACAAAAACAGUUGCAGUUGUGAUGACCGUUUCGAAAGUGUUAACUGCUGCUGUAUCAUGCGCAACCGCCCUCAUGCUUGUCCAUAUCAUCCCCGAUCUCUUAAGUGUUAAAACCCGUGAAUUGUUUUUAAAAAACAAAGCCGCAGAGCUUGACAGAGAGAUGGGCCUUAUACGCACUCAAGAAGAAACUGGUCGACAUGUUAGAAUGUUGACCCAUGAAAUAAGAAGCACUCUUGAUAGGCAUACGAUUUUGAAAACCACUCUUGUUGAGUUGGGUCGAACCUUGGCUUUGGAGGAGUGUGCUCUGUGGAUGCCUACACGAACUGGUUUGGAGCUUCAGCUUUCUCACACUUUACGUCAUCAAAACCCAGUUGGGCAUUCUGUGCCCAUUCAACUCCCUGUAAUCAACCAAGUCUUCAGUAGUAAUCAUGCUGUGAAAAUUUCUCCAAAUUGCCCUGUUGCAAGGGUGCGGCCACUUACCGGAAAAUAUAUACCUGGAGAGGUUGUUGCUGUUCGAGUUCCUCUUUUGCAUCUCUCAAAUUUCCAAAUUAAUGAUUGGCCAGAGCUCUCCACAAAGCGCUAUGCAUUGAUGGUUUUGAUGCUACCCUCUGAUAGUGCAAGGCAAUGGCAUGUCUACGAAAUGGAACUCGUUGAAGUGGUCGCUGACCAGGUCGCUGUUGCUCUUUCACAUGCCGCUAUCCUUGAGGAGUCCAUGCGAGCAAGAGAUCUGCUUAUGGAACAAAAUGUUGCCCUAGAUCUAGCUCGUAGAGAAGCUGAAAUGGCUAUACGUGCUCGCAAUGAUUUCUUGGCAGUAAUGAACCAUGAAAUGAGAACUCCAAUGCAUGCAAUUAUAGCUCUAUCUUCACUACUUCAGGAAACAGAAUUGACUUCUGAACAGAGGUUGAUGGUGGAGACUAUAUUAAAGAGUAGUAACUUGUUAGCCACACUUAUCAAUGAUGUGUUGGAUCUUUCAAGGCUUGAGGAUGGAAGUCUUGAGCUUGACUCUGGGACGUUCAACCUUCAUGCAGUAUUCCGAGAGGUCCUAAAUUUGAUAAAGCCCAUUGCAUCUGUGAAGAAAUUGUCAAUGGUAUUGAAUUUGACGCCAGAUUUGCCCGAAUAUGCUGUUGGUGAUGAACAGCGCCUUAUGCAGAUUAUUCUAAAUGUAGUGGGCAAUGCUGUAAAAUUUUCAAAGGAGGGGAGCAUUUCUGUGACAGCUAGUAUUGCAAAAGCAGAAUCUCUGAGAGAUGCCCGGUCUCCUGAAUUUUUCCCUGUCCCAAGCGAUGCUCACUUUUACUUACGAGUGCAGGUAAAGGAUACAGGAACAGGAAUCAACCCUCAAGAUAUUCCAAAGAUAUUUAACAAAUUUGCUCAUACGCAAGCUGCUAAAAAUCAGGGUGGGACCGGACUCGGACUUGCUAUAUGUAAACGGUUUGUCAGUCUUAUGGAGGGACAUGUAUGGCUUGAAAGUGAAGGUGUGGGCAAAGGGUGUACUGCAAUAUUCAUUGUGAAACUUGGAAGCAAAGAUCACACAAAUGAUCAUGAGCAUCAAAAUUUACUUCCAGCCCCAACGAGUUACGUGCGAACAGAUUUUUCUGGAUUGAAAGUGCUUGUUAUAGAUGACAACGGGGUGAACAGGAUAGUGACAAAGGGCCUACUUGUUCGUAUGGGAUGCGAUGUUAUGGUUGUUAGUUCCGGUCAGGAGUGCUUAGAGCUCAUGUCUUCAGGUGGGCAAAAAUUCAAGGUCUUGCUCCUGGAUUUGAGCAUGCCAGGAAUGGAUGGCUAUGAUGUGGCCAGGCACAUUCAAGAUAGGUUUCCCACCAGGCAUGAUCGGCCACUAAUUGUGGCCCUUACAGGCAACACAGAUAGGGCAACAAGAGAUCGGUGCUAUAGGGUUGGUAUGGAUGGGGUUAUACCAAAACCAGUUUCACUUGAUAGGAUGCGGAGUGCUUUAUCUGAGCUCUUAGAGUUCGGCAAUUUAAGGGGGAGCCAAUAGCAGUGGCAUCCAAAGAAGAGAACAGAACUGAUAUGCGUAAUGCAUUUGCAUUAGGACCUGCAUAUCUCAGCAUGAGCACUCUCUGAUGAACAAAAAGUUUUACUGGCUCAAGUGACAAGCAUUCAGAUGGGCUCUAUCAUACUAUUUUCCCGUUGCUCGAGCUGAGAAUAAGUCACGUUGCUUCUUAUUGGAGGGCUCAUACUAUGAGGCUAUUACCCCUUGCUCAAGUUGAAGUAUAACCGUUACGACAUUAUAUAUGGUGUAUUUAUUUGGAGAAGUAGGAUCGAAACGAGGUUAUCGGCUCUUGAAGAUAAUCAGUAAGUUAUCCUUCUAGCUAGAUGUAAGUUUUGUAGCUUUAUUGUAUGAGUUUCUGGGUUUGAUAUGGUGUGUGUAAAUCAUAGGUACCUUUAACUAUAUGCAAGUUAACAACCACUUGGGGUGGGCUCUUUGUUGGUGUGAUUUUGGUCCUCAGAAUGCUAAGGGUAGAGUGUUAACUUGAAGUGAAAUAGAGAGAACAAAGAUGAGUUCUAUAUACUUGUGUCGCGAGAUAUUUCUUCCCCUUGUCGAUAAUGUAACUUCUUCUAAGUUGCUUAUU